UGUUUCUAAAACACAAACAAGAGCAGCAGCAGCAGCAGCAGCAGACACACACUGAUACGCAGCAGCGACCGUUGGAGGCACAGGGGGAGAGGAAAAUUAAUAAAUAAAACACAAAGCGCCACUUUGUGAAGAGUACGAGUCUGUCGAAUUAAAACAAAGUUUACAGUGUUUUAAGAGACCAAUGCAUGCGAUGGUGUGGUAGCUCUUAAACAGUGAAGGGGUGCAAAGUGAGGAGGACAGGAAAUAGGAGUUACCUAGCGGGUCUCCGUCAAUCCACAUUUCAGCCGGAGCGAGACAAAAAAGGCACAGAGGGAGAGAAGGGAGAAGAGGAUCGCGCGUCGCAGCUGUUCCAGCAGCCCAUUUCAUUGUUUAUGCUGUCGUUUCUUUCCUGUAUUACUUUUUUGAUGAGUUGGUUUAUAUUUUUAACAUUAAUGUGAGAAAUAACUGCUGUUUAAAAAAAAACAAACAAAAAAACAACAAAAACAUUACUAGCAAGAGUAUUUUAUUUUCUUUCAUUGUCAAUUUCUGAGGUUCGUUUAGUUUCUUUUUUUUUUAUGUUUGACAACCUUUUUUCGGCUGUGAGUAGCAGGAGCUUCUGUUCUCCAAACAAUCACCGACCUCCUCCUUUACGUAAUUAGGGCCUGAAAACCUGAUAUUCCUCAAACACCUGAAACUGGCAGCUACUCUCUUUGUGUCUGUGUGUUUGGGGAGCUCUGUGACCACAGCUUAAGCACCACUCAGCCUUCUAGUCACCCAAGCCUAACUAAAGCCAGCCAGCUCUCACCUGGUCCAGCCCAGUCCAGCCUGCUCCGAUCACCUGGACAGGAUAUUCAAUUCUGUGUGGACAUAAGGAUAAUGACUGCUGAGACUCUUAACUUCGGCCCAGAAUGGCUCCGUGCACUGUCCAGUGGGGGGAGUGUCACUUCCCCCCCUCCUUCCCCCGCCAUGCCAAAGUACAAGCUGGCCGAGUACCGCUACGGCCGAGAGGAGAUGUUAGCACUUUAUAUCAAAGACAACAAGGUCCCAGAGGACAUGCAGGAUAAGGAGUUUACUGCUAUUCUGCAAGAUGAGCCCAUGCAGCCACUGGCACUGGUGCCGCUCACCGAGGAUGAGCAGAGGAACUUCUCAAUGUCUGUGAACAGUGUGGCAGUUAUGCGGCUCAUGGGAAAAGGGGCGUGCGGCGCUGCCCCGAGCGGAGUGGUCCGAGGACGAGGGGCUGCUCGAGGUGGUCGAGGCCGAGGCCGCGGCGAAGGUGGAUUCUACCAAAGAAGUAUUGAAGAUGCAGAGGUGGGAUUUGGCCGCAGUGUCCGAGAAAUACACCGCAGCCAGAGCUGGGACGACCGGGGUGAGCGACGUUUUGAGAAACCGCUACGUCGGGAGGUAGGGCGUCCUGGCUUUGAGGAGUCGGCCGGUCCAGGGGGGCCGGGGAGGAAAGAGUACACACGGGCCGACAGUGAUAACUGGCGUACUCUCCGAGAGGAGCAGGAGGAGGAUGAAGGAGAGCCAGGCAACAACUGGAGACUCGCUGGAUCCCGCAGGGAUGAUGGUGGUCCGCGCUCAGCAGGCUGGCGGGAUCACAGUGGUCCCGGUGAGAGUCGUCGCAGAAAAUUUGAUUUUGACUUUAGAGACUCGGAGGGUCACGGCAGUGGUCGCCGGCGUGCAGGCAGCGAUGGAUUGGAGGAUGACAGGGACGGUCUCCCAGAGUGGUGUACGGAUGAGGAGGAUGGGGGGAUGGGCACUUUUGACUCCUCUGGGGCUUUCAUGCCGAUCAAGAAGGGUGGCAAGGAGACAAUCCUGGAGGAGGAGUUGGACUUCCAGGGGAUUGAGGAGGAGGAGGAGGAGGAAGAGGAGAGCCUUGCAGACACAGAAGGGAGCAACACUGCAGGUGAUAAAGUCAAAGUAGAAAGUAAAGACUCUGGCUCAGUUGUGGGAGACGAUGAGGCAAAGCCAGCAUCACCAUCAUCCUCGCCUCCCUCCCACUGUACCUCUGCAGCCGUGGAACCCCAGCCCACUGCCGCCGGCCCGGUGGUGGACAGCCCUCAGCUCUGCAACAGCCACUCGGUUAAAGCCAGCAGUACGCCAAGUGAAGACCUGGCUCCAGUCGGGGGGCCCAAGGCCCAGCAGAACCCCAGUGCCCCCGUCUCCUCCAACCUGCCUCCCCCACCUCCCUCCUCUGCUCCUUCUCUCCACCCUCCAUCUGGAGGAGACCCCGAGGAUGAUGAGGGCAUGAAACACCUGCAGCAGGAGGCAGAGAAGCUGGUGGCCUCUCUGCAGGACACCUCUUUGGAGGAGGAGCAUUUUACCCAGGCUCUUCAGCAGCAGCAGGAGACCAGGAACACUGCUGCUGCUCUCCCGCUGUCACAUGAGGCUGCUAUGAAGUGGUUCUACAAAGACCCACAGGGAGAGAUCCAAGGUCCAUUCACCACGGUUGAGAUGUGCGAGUGGUUCCAGGCUGGCUACUUCAUCAUGACCCUGCUGGUGAAGCGGGGCUGUGACGAGGGCUUUCAGCCCCUGGGGGAUGUCAUCAAGAUGUGGGGCCGUGUACCUUUUGCCCCAGGGCCAUCCCCGCCGCCCCUGCUGGUGAGACAGCCGCCACCACCGCAGCGCCCGCAGCCCACCAGGGGGCCCGCCGGGACUGGAAACAUGGACCAGGAGCGCUUGAAGAAGCAACAGGAGAUGGCAGCAGCAGCUCUUUAUCAGCAGCUACAGCAGCAGCAGAUAUUCCAGCUCAUAAACAGGUGCAGUGAGCCGGGUAUGAUGCCUUCGGUGAACAGGUCGAUGUCAGUGCCAGAUACAGGGUCCAUGUGGGACAUGCAUACCUCAGCUUCACAGCCGACAGGCGGUGAAGCCAGUCUUUGGGACUUAAUGAAUCCUUCAACUCAGGGUCCAACUCUCGAACAGCUUCAAAAGCUCCAGCAGGAGAGGCGAGACGCUGAACUCAGGGCGAAACGUGAGGAGGAGGAGCAGCGGAAGAGGAGGGAGGAGAAGCGCAGGCAGCAGGAGGAACAAAAGCGGAGAGAAGAGGAGGAACUCUUCAGGCGCAAGCAGUGUCGUCAACAGCAGGAUCUGAUCAUGAAGUUGCUGCAGCAGACGCCCCAACAGCAGGGUCCUGGUGCAGGUGGCUCUGGAUGGAGCGGAGCGCCCUCUUCUGGGCUUACGAAGGCAGGGAAGCCCUCCACUUUGGCUCUGCUGGAAAUGCAGCAGGAGGCGGAGAGGCUUCUGAAGCAGCAGCAACAGAGAGCCCAGCAACAGAGAGACCGCCACUCUGGCAUGUCAGUAGGGGGUUCCUCUAUGGGAGGCCAGUGGGUGGAUGGUGUUGGCAUAUGGGGCGGGCCUGGUAGUAUGGAUGGUAAGGCUGGCAGUGGAGGCUCUGGAGGGAGCAUGGGCAUGUGGGACGAAGCCAUAAAAACCCAGGCCAGCCUCCGUGGCAGCAACAACAACUUGGGCUUGAAGAGCAGUCGGAGCAGCCCAUCACUCAGUGAUCAGUACAUGCUGCGUCGUAAGCGCACAGAGGAUGAGGAGAAGCUGCUGAAGCUUCUGCAGGGCAUGAAGCCUCAGGACGGCUUCACCACCUGGUGUGAACAGAUGCUGCACGCUCUCAACACCUCUGCCAACAACUCCUCCUCCUCACUGGACGUUGCCACAAUUGUGGCUUACCUGAAGGAGGUGGAGUCUCCCUAUGCAGUGCUGGAUUUCAUCCGGUCCUACCUAGGAGACACAGUGGAAGCCAAAGAGUUCGCCAAACAGUUCCUGGAGCGACGUGCCAAACAGAAAGCCAACCAACAGAGACAGCAGCAGCAGUUGUCAAAAGAAGUGGCUGGCUUGAACAUGAACUUCCCUCUGCAGGAUUCAAUGCGAGGUAUGAACCCAAACACCCUGCAGUCCAUGUUCCAGGCCAGCCACUUGAGCAAGGCUGGUCUCUAUGACAACCAGGGGGGAAAGAUGAAGAAAAAACAGCCCAUGAUGCUGCACUCUGACCCCAGCAUCUUAGGGUAUUCAUUCCACAAUGUGGGCGACUGCCUGAAUGAGAUGGAGAUGGUGGAGGAUUACUGAUGUUACGCAGCGCAGCAAUAGCUACCUGAGGCCUUCUGUCUUUUAAUCAGACAAACCUGAUGACGAAUGUGCACUGUUAGGGGAACAGGGGGGUGAAUGGGGCAGGGGGAUUGGGGGGUGUUAGGAAGGGAGCACGAGAACGUGAGGGGUAGUGCAGGGCGGAAACCAGCCCUUUCCUUCCCUCCAGAUAGCAAAAAGGGCUCCCUGCUGCACCAGUGGAUCACUCGAGCAGGGGAGGAUGGGUGAGCUUAGACUCUAGAUGGGUAUCCUCUGGCACUCAAGAUUAAGCACCUUACACUGAACUAAUGCACUUUAUUGAGAGGGGAUUUGAAUAAUUUUUUCUGUGUGUGUGUGUGUAUGUGAGCGCGCGUGUGAAUGGAACAUGUACUUGCAUGUUAAUUGCGUGCACGUGUGGAAACUGGAAGCGGGCGCCGAAAGAAUGCGUGAGGGGCGAAUGUCCGACAUGUUAAGUUUUCAACGUCAGGGGGACCUUUAGUUUGAAACCUUAUCACAGAGCAAAUCCUUUCUCGAAAGACAAACACUGUUGAUAUUUCUCUUGUUUAGCAUUUUUUUUUACGUUUAUAUAUACAUAUAUAAAGUAAAGCUAUUGAAAAUGGAUUAUAAGAAACUUGAAGAUUUGCACUUGCCUAAAAAAAA
This is a messenger RNA of Thalassophryne amazonica, 4710 nucleotides long. RefSeq names its product GRB10 interacting GYF protein 1a (gene gigyf1a). Gene Ontology annotation, biological process: insulin-like growth factor receptor signaling pathway. Gene Ontology annotation, molecular function: protein binding. The transcript has 25 exons. Bases 856 to 4053 code for a protein of 1065 amino acids. The record is from RefSeq and is a predicted model, not a curated record. Lineage: Eukaryota; Metazoa; Chordata; Actinopteri; Batrachoidiformes; Batrachoididae.